Ctenopharyngodon idella (grass carp) is the source of this 2626-nucleotide messenger RNA. It is a transcript of the gene lman2lb, whose product is annotated as lectin, mannose-binding 2-like b. The record is from RefSeq and is a predicted model, not a curated record. The transcript has 8 exons. Gene Ontology annotation, molecular function: D-mannose binding. Bases 49 to 1113 code for a protein of 354 amino acids. Lineage: Eukaryota; Metazoa; Chordata; Actinopteri; Cypriniformes; Xenocyprididae. Gene Ontology annotation, biological process: endoplasmic reticulum organization; Golgi organization; endoplasmic reticulum to Golgi vesicle-mediated transport. Gene Ontology annotation, cellular component: COPII-coated ER to Golgi transport vesicle; Golgi membrane; endoplasmic reticulum-Golgi intermediate compartment.
UAGACCAAUAGUGACAAGGGGCGGACAUUUUGAAGUGAGCGAGGAAAAAUGGCGACCAUCGCGAUGAAGUUGAAAGGGACUGUUUACACAACAGUAAUGAAUUUACCGUACAGUCUGGCAAACAAAAUUAGAGUAUCUGCCUUAUUAGUUUUAAUACUCACUUUUGUGAGUAGUAGUUCUGGAGAAAACACAUAUGAAGAUAACACUUAUGAAUUUCUCAAGCGAGAGUAUUCGCUGACUAAGCCGUACCAAGGACUGGGCUCCUCCAGCUCCUCACACUGGGAGUUCAUGGGCAACACCAUGAUCAUGCCUGAACACAUACGGCUAACACCAGACUUGCAGAGCAGACAAGGAGCUGUGUGGAGUCGUAUUCCCUGUUACCUUAGGGACUGGGAGUUACGAGUGCAAUUUAAGAUCCAUGGUGAGGGCAAGAAGAACCUGAAUGGGGAUGGCCUUGCAAUAUGGCUGACCAAAGAGCGAAUGCAAAUUGGUCAAGUGUUUGGAAACGAAAAUCUUUUUACUGGUCUGGGUGUUUUUGUAGACACUUAUCCGAAUGAUGACAAGCAGCUUGAGAGAACGUUUCCUUUUAUCUCUGCAAUGGUUGGAAAUGGGAGUGUAGCAUAUGAUCAUGACCGUGACGGACGGUCUACUGAUCUUGGUGGAUGCACUGCUCACGUUCGCAACGUUGAAUAUGACACAUUCCUCUUGAUCAGAUACAUGAAGAACAGACUCACGGUUAUGAUUGAUGUUGAUGGGAAGCAAGAGUGGAAGGAUUGUCUGGACAUUCCUGGAGUGAGGCUGCCACAAGGUUACUACUUCGGAGUCUCGUCAGCCACUGGAGAUUUAUCAGAUAAUCAUGACCUGAUCUCCCUCAAGCUGUAUGAGCUUACAGUGGAACGAAGUCCUGAAGAGGAAGAGGAACAGCAGGAGAUCACAUUGCCUAGUGUAGAUUACCGAGUGGACCCUAACGUUCACGUGGAGGAUGAAGGAAGGAGCAUCAUCACCGUCUUCUUUCUCUUCAUUGUUUCUGUCGUUGCACUGGUUGUAGUGAUUGUGGUAAUUCUCUUUCUAUAUAAUCGCUAUAAAGAAAACCGCCGCAAGCGCUUUUACUGAGCAUAUUAAUGAGAGAGUGACAGGUAGGAAAUGGAACAAGAGAUCCAAUGUGAGUGCGACUAGCAUUUUUGCAAAGGACCUCUUCUGGUCCUUACCCCUGCCACCAACAGAAAGGACCUGAAGGCCAACGCUGAACUAAAAAAGCCAUACCUGACCUCUCCAAGUGGAAACUGAUCACCUCAAUCAUGAUUAUCAUCUCAAAAAACUGUUCAAAAGUAUUUGAAAGAGUGUGCGUCUGGUUUUGAAGGUCUCUCCAGACUUUUGUGUGCGUUUGCUGUAUUUUUGUACCGGUUACACUGACCCUGGCCUUUCACCCUGAGGCAGCACAGAGAACAAUGUGUGACAGCAUUUACAGAGUUAAACUGUUGUAAUCUCAGGUUGUCUAUUGUAAAGCCACUGCAGAAAUCCCCAGAGCCCCAGUUUUGUUUUUUUUUGUUUUUUAAUUGGACGGAAAUUGAUCAGAAGAAAAUAUGAAUGUGACCUCGACUUAGAAAUGUCAUGAUCUUUGUUACCAGUCUUCAGUAAAUAGCUGUGCCAAAAAAAACCAAUCUGUUACCAUCACUUAACUGUCAGCAAUCAUGUUUUAACUUAUAUAAGGAUGAAAACAUGAUUCAUUUUACAUGAUUUAUGCUGGCCAGCUUUACUGUCAUAAACAGACAGUAACAACUAUCAAUGUGAAUGUGAAGAAUAUUUUCCCCAAACUUCUAUUUUGUAAUAAAUACAGGUAAAUGUAGGUGCUUUGAUGUCUUUUGUUAUAUGUGGUCCCUUUUUAUGUAUUCAAAACUGCACUGAAUGGCCAUAUGUAGCUUAUCCAAAGUUACUUAGUCAAACAUAAUUUAACUAUUUUAGCCAUCAACUUGUGAUAAACCUUUGUUUUACAUGUCUCCAUGGCCUUAUUUGAAUAAUAUGUUUAAUAAUCUUGUUCCCCGGUAUCACAGACAAGGCUUAAGCCAAGUCUCAAACUAAAAUGCAUGUUUGAGCUGUUUUAACUGAAAGCAACUAGUACUGACAUAGCUUAAAAUAUGUCAGAGCCAUUGUUUUGUCUUAAGAUACACACCAGUAAUGUUUUAUUUCUAAGGCACAUUUAUAAAAGCCACUUAAAUGUCCUAAUUGAACUAAUGCCUAAUCCUGGCUCAAUCUAAUCCCUGUCUGUGAAACCAGGCCUUGCUAUAAUAGAAAUUGAUGACAUGACAUGUCUUGAAUUCCUGUAUCUUAAUAUCUUCCAUAAAAAGGCAGAGAUGCACUACUAGCAUUUGGCUGUUGCAAUGAUAUGCAAAGGGUUUUCCUUUUGUCCAUGUUUCAGUCUUUUCUUAUCACUUCUAGUCGCUGCUCUCUACAGUUAAGCAACAUUUGUUCAUUGUUUUAUACUGGGCAGAGAUUGCAUUGCUGUUCUCAUGAGCUCAGUGGUUGAGCGAGCUGCUGUAUCAAACUGCUGUUUAACGUUUUCAUGGUUGUCACAAACAUGUUGAACGAUAAAAAUUCUAAAUUAAACAUUCUAAGUUUGUCUUAUAAA